UGAGAAUAUAGGGAAGAAGAAGCCACGAUCUCUUGCAAUGGCAGCAACCCUCUCUGCAUUGGGCCUUCUGCUCCUAAUUGCAUUCUCUCAAGACGUGGCACGAGCUGAAGGGAGAGCACUGCUGCAAAACAGGGGAUGUACUCACGAAGAUAUUACAAUCUCCAACGGCUUGACGGGAAAAGACCCUUCUGGCAUCCCGCUUUAUUCGGUGGCGAUAUCGAACGAGUGUGACUCCCCAUGCAACAUCUCGAAUGUCCACCUCCGAUGCGGAUGGUUUACGUCAGCCACCCUCAUAAAUCCUUAUGACUUCAGGCGUCUACAGUACGAUGACUGCGUGGUCAACAACGGGAGACAUCUCUUGCCCGGCAUUGCCGUCUCUUUUGAUUAUACUGCCGAAUUCCUGAAUCCUCUUUCCGUUUCGUCAGCCGAUAUUACCUGCUGAUAAUUGUUCUUUAAUUAAAUCGGAACUCUCUUUUCCCGAUCUCUUUUUUCCUAGACUAUGAAUGCCAUUCAGUUUCAUAAUUGGUGCAUGGGGUCGCAU
Molecule: messenger RNA, 541 nt
Organism: Punica granatum (pomegranate)
Lineage: Eukaryota; Viridiplantae; Streptophyta; Magnoliopsida; Myrtales; Lythraceae
Source: RefSeq, a predicted model, not a curated record